GAGCCCGGAGAAGAAGGAAUGGGAGGAUUUGACUUUCUUGUCGGCCUCAGCCAGGAGCUGCAUCGCCUCCUUCUCCUUCCCGGUGUUGUCCAUGGCGAGGAUCGCAGGCCGCAACGGUCACCGGGUACCAGGGGUGAUGAUGGGGCUAUAACGAGGGUCAAUCCCGGAGACGGGGUCUGCGGGGUGGUCUCUGCCUUCUGCUGACAGCUCGGCCUCGGGGAGGAGGGGGAAGAUAUCUCGAUGAGCCGCUGACACAGACCCGCAGCGCUACUUCCGCCCACACAGUGGGCAUGUGAUCACGCACGCACAUCACUUCCGCCCACAGCUCUUGUCAGCUGAGCCACACGUCAUGUGACCGAUUUAAAACCCCUAACCGGGCUGGAAGACUAGCGGGCAGGCAGACACGUCUAAAGCUGUGAAACCGAGGGUUGGUGGUGUACGUGACCUGUGGAUCCCGUUUCUGGUACAAUGAAGAUGAGCCUUGAAAAGGAGGCUGGCGGGUGCUCAACGUGGUGACUUCAAUCAGCCUCACGUGACGUCUUGAGAAAAUAGGAGACAGAAUAUCUAUGGUUAUUCACAACUAUAAGAUGGCAUCUGGUUUGGCGACCACCACACGAAGGAAACGAGAAAAGGUUGAUAGCCUUGAUGUAACGGCCUCCAACCUGUCUGUGGAUCUCUAUAAGUCCAAGAUGUGGAACUUCUACACAAAGCUUGGAGAUGCCUAUGUGGAAUGUAAAGUUUGCAAGAAGCAGCUUUCCUCACGUAACAAUACCACACUUCUGAGAGAACAUCUUGUAAGAAGGCAUAGCUUCCGUAGUUUUGGCAUCCCUAAUAGUAAGGAUCAGCUUGAACUGGACGUUCCGGAUCAGGAGGGGGCAGCCAAGAGACUGAGGCAAACGCUGCCCGUAAAUAGUCUGUGCUCCUCUGAAUCACGGGCACAAGUGGUUGCUAACUUGAUGCUGGAGAUGAUCUUCCUUGACCUCCAUCCUCUUUCUCUGGUUGAAGAUGAGGGGUUUUCCUUUCUCCUUGGAUAUUUGGAACCUAAUGUUGUUCUCCCCUGCCCAACACAACUAGCUGGCAUGUUGUGGCACAAGUACACAGUUGUUAAACAGCAACUCAAGUGUUGUCUUCACGCUGCCCACUCAGUCGUUCUUUCUACUGAGAGUUGGACCAAUCACUCAAAAAUGUCCUGCCUUGCUAUUACAGCAAAUGUAAUUGACAAAGACUGGAGGUUGUGCAGAUAUGUGCUGGAAACACAACAUGUUCUCCAAAGCAAAACCGAAGGGAGCCUUGCAAAGAGACUGAGUUCUGUACUGGAAGAGUUUGGAUUACCUAGUACCCUCAUAUCCAACAUUGUGCAUGAUCGAUUGGUAUCCAUGUCUGCUCACGCGGACUCUCUGAAGGAUACCCACGGUUGGACUAGUCUCUGCUGCACUUCUCAUGUCUUACAGCUUUGUGUCCAAGCUGGGCUAGAAGUUCAGGAAGUAAGUGAAGCAUUGUGUGCAGCAAGAGGUUUGGUUUCCUACUUCCAAGAGGACUAUAAAGCCAGCUGUUACCUCAGUGCCAAAUUGGAAGCUAUGAACAAACCCAGACUAGUGUUGGACUCGCAGAUGUACUGGAUUAGUACUUUAGAGAUGUGUCAAAAUUUACUGGACCUGAAGUGGGCCAUCCUUUCCAUUUUGGAGGAACAGACUGUUCAGAACCUGUCUGAGCAGCACUGGAAGUUGCUGCAAGACUUGGUGCCCAUGUUGAAGACCAUAUGGAUAGCUACAGAGUUCUUGCAGGAAGAACAAAAUGCCUCCAUCUCCUCAUUAAUGCCAUGUGUCCAUGGUAUCCUGACUGUGGUUGGGCAAACUUCUGAAGGCAGUAGCAUCCUUAAAGCAGCAGCAAGUGAAAUAUGUGCUGAGAUCUAUAGAAAUUGGGACAUGUUGGAUGAAGGGAAGUUAAUAACCAACCCAUCUGCAAUAGCUUCGUUUUUGGACCCUCGUUUCAAAGAUCUUAGGUUCCUUAAACCGUGGGCAAGGGGAGAACUACACAUGAGAGUGAGAAAUAUGCUUUUGCAGAUGUGCGAGCCGUCUUCCACUAACCAACCCUGGUCACUGAGUUGUGUAGUUGGAGGUGGCACUGAUGCUUCUCAGCUGUCUGCUCAGAAGGUCAGAGUACCCACAGUUGGAUCUGAAAAUGUGUAUGACCUUCUCCUGGGCAAGGAUCCAACGGAGAGCAUGCCUGAGGCACAUCAGCAACUGGAGGACUACAUACUGGAACCUAUCUGCAAACGUACCACUGACCCUCUGGGGUGGUGGAAGAUUAAUCAGCACCGCUUUCCAACAUUAGUGCUGUUAGCCCGCCAGUAUCUUGCUAUACCGGUCACUGCUGUAAAGCCUGCACAUGCCUUCAGUACAAAGCUAGACUCACUGACAAAGCGCCGAGCUGCUCUAGAUUUAAAAAACAUGGACCAGAUCCUUUUCUUACACCAGAAUAAAGACUUACUAGAAAGGGGCGUGAAAGCAAGUGAGUAAAACUUUUAUCCAAAGCAGCAGCUUUUUGUUUUUUCCUUUUUUCUUUUUCUUCUUUUUCUUUCCAAUGUGCAAUAAUAUCACUACAUGGAGGAAAUGACGCUUUCACUGGUUACAAAGCUCUCUUACAAUGGCCACAUAUACGCUGCAGGGGAACACCAGUGGAGAGUAUUUCCAUUCCCUUAUUACCGCACCAGGUUUUCACUUCUCCUAUACGACUCUGCACUACUCUCUCCCUUCAUGUGCACUACUGUAUAGAACAUGUAAUAACUGCUGCUGCUUAAAGAAACCCUGUAAAUAUCUGUAUAGUUGCUUGUGAAUAAUUACCUUUUUGCUAUUUUGUAGCCUGUUUUGUACGAUUUUUAAAGUAUUACAAAGAAAAAAAUUCACUGUCAGAUAAUUUAUUAGUACAUAUAGCGCACGUUUUCAUUGAUGUUUUCUAAUAAAGAAAUUUUGUUACUGAA
Messenger RNA from Pseudophryne corroboree (corroboree frog), 2980 nucleotides. Its product is annotated as E3 SUMO-protein ligase ZBED1-like. The record is from RefSeq and is a predicted model, not a curated record. NCBI's taxonomy places the organism in Eukaryota, Metazoa, Chordata, Amphibia, Anura, Myobatrachidae. The coding region runs from base 567 to 2519 and encodes 650 amino acids. The transcript is spliced from 3 exons. Gene Ontology annotation, molecular function: DNA binding; protein dimerization activity. Gene Ontology annotation, biological process: regulation of transcription by RNA polymerase II. Gene Ontology annotation, cellular component: nucleus.